AUGUUAUGGCAUUUCUAUCUAUCUCUCUUUAUUUCAGUCUUCUUUCUUCCUUUCUUUGCUACACACUCUUUUACUUUCAUUUACUUUCUCACGCAUUCUGUUUCUGACCCUUUGAUGGUCUUUAUUUUUUCUUCUUCAUUCAAUCUUUAUUUUACACUUGUAUUACCUCAUUUCCAUUCUUGCUUAUUUUUCACUUUUUCUCUUGAACUCUUUCUUCUUCUUUGUAUUUCUAUAUCUCUUUUUUCUUUUGAAGCAAAUAUAAAAUUAUCACUUUUGUUUUUUAUUUGUUUAUUCUUUUUGUAUUAUUUGUUUUAUUUCCCUCAUAUUGCCAUUCAUUCAUUAUCUGUUAACUUUUGCCUUUCUUUCUCUCAUAUUUCUUUCUCUUUUCAUUCACUCCUUUUCUUUUUGAAUCUUCAUAUCUUUUUUCUGUGUAUAUUUUUCUUUAUUUUCUGA
Molecule: messenger RNA, 453 nt
Organism: Acanthosepion pharaonis
Lineage: Eukaryota; Metazoa; Mollusca; Cephalopoda; Sepiida; Sepiidae
Source: the annotation of a GenBank genome assembly